AAUGACGGAAAUAUGUUUUGGAAUUUGAGGUUAAAAAAUCUCAUAAUAUGAGAUUUUUAUUUCUAUAAAGAAAAUAAUUAAUUAAAGCUAUCUGAAAAAACUGAUGAAAUUGGCUUGAAUUUCUUUUAUUAUAUUUAAGACUUAUAUAAGAAUGGCGAACACCAUUUUGGUAAAGUUUAACCAGUUGCGGCUCUUGCCAACCGCAGUUUAUUUGCAAGCAAAUCGUACUACAACGUCGAAACAUUACAAUCCCAAAUUUAAGAAACACCGUAAAGAGAAGUUUCUUAAAGUAGAGUUACCCGAUUUUAAUGAGGAUUUUGAGAAUAUGUCGCAAGAGCGUGUGCGGCAAAAGAUGAAGGAGAGGGGCGUGGUACCUCCGAGGCCAUGGGUAGAGCGCCCAUUCUAUAUAUCGUCUACGGGUGGAGUUUUCGAGAGCUACGUGCCCCCAGAAGGCGACGGCAAAGCGUCCCUCGUCUCCACAAGUCGCGCGAAACAAGCCGUGGAGCUGAUCGAAAAAAAAUCCAAAUCAAUGAUGGCAAUACGCAAAAUAAAAUCCUUCGAUGAGGAUUUCGAUACGAAAGCCUUCUGUCAGACGGCGCAAGACAUAUAUAUAAAGGCGCACGAAAGUCUUGUUAGUAACGAUAAGAAAAUAUUAAGGACAUAUGUAACAGAAAAGGCAUAUCCGGAGUUCCGGCAUAAUACCGAAGGGAAGACAAUACGAUGGAAGUUUCUGGAAUCGUUAGAGCCGCCGAGGGUCGUGCAUGCAAGGUGUACAGAUGUUAUUAGCAAGGAGAAUAUAUUUGGACAGGUAACCGUUCGCUUCCACACUCGCCAGCAGUUAUCCGUAUACGAUCGUUUCGGCAGAUUACUCCACGGCAGUGAAAUAUUGGCAAAGGAUGUAUUAGAAUAUGUAGUGUUUGAGAAGCAUUUGUCCAACUUGUACGGAGUGUGGCGAGUUCACGAUAAGAUCAUACCGGAUUGGGCUCCACCAAAAGAUCCUUCGAAAUUAACUAUGAUAAUGCCGGAAGAAACGCCAGCUGUAGAAGCUGUGGAAGCUAAGGAUGAGAAAGAAGUAGCAAAGAUUGCUGAUAAGUAGGUGUAAAAUAAAAUGUUAGAUAGUAAA
Molecule: messenger RNA, 1123 nt
Organism: Zerene cesonia (dogface butterfly)
Lineage: Eukaryota; Metazoa; Arthropoda; Insecta; Lepidoptera; Pieridae
Gene: mRpL45
Product: probable 39S ribosomal protein L45, mitochondrial
Exons: 4
Coding region: 152-1096 (314 amino acids)
Cellular component (GO): mitochondrion
Source: RefSeq, a predicted model, not a curated record